CUUCUACACCCAGGUCCGUAAGAGAAGUUUUGCUCAUCUUUCGGAAUUAUUAUGAAAAUAGAUCUGUUUUUGCUGCGGAUCUGUCAGCACCUCUCAGUAUCUUCUCUCAAUUUCGAUUUCAACAACUAAUUGGAGAGAAAUAUGUACGGAUUCGAAGCUAUGACGUUCAACAUUCACGGCGGUUACCUGGAGGCGAUCGUGAGGGGCCACAGGGCGGGGCUCUUGACGGCCGCCGAUUACAACAAUCUCUGCCAGUGCGAAACGCUGGACGAUAUCAAGAUGCAUCUCUCUGCCACCGAGUACGGUCCCUACCUCCAAAACGAACCUUCACCGUUACAUACAACUACAAUUGUGGAGAAAUGCACUGUUAAAUUGGUUGAUGAGUAUAAGCAUAUGUUGUGCCAAGCCACCGAGCCUUUGUCAACCUUCUUAGAGUAUAUAACAUAUGGUCACAUGAUAGACAAUGUUGUCUUGAUUGUUACUGGAACCUUGCAUGAGAGAGAUGUUCAGGAAUUAUUGGAGAAAUGCCAUCCUUUGGGCAUGUUUGACAGCAUUGCUACACUAGCAGUUGCUCAAAAUAUGCGGGAGCUUUACAGAUUGGUGCUUGUUGACACACCAUUAGCUCCAUACUUUUCUGAAUGUAUUACAUCUGAGGACUUGGAUGAUAUGAACAUUGAAAUAAUGAGGAACACUCUUUACAAGGCUUACCUUGAAGAUUUUUACAAGUUUUGUCAGACAUUGGGCGGUGCUACUGCAGAGAUCAUGUCUGACCUCUUAGCUUUUGAGGCUGACAGAAGGGCUGUCAACAUCACCAUAAAUAGUAUUGGUACUGAGCUUACCCGAGACGAUCGCCGGAAAUUGUACUCUAACUUUGGGUUACUUUAUCCUUAUGGCCAUGAGGAACUUGCUGUCUGUGAGGAUAUAGAUCAGGUUCGUGCUGUCAUGGAAAAAUAUCCUCCAUAUCAGUCUAUCUUUUCUAAGUUGUCCUAUGGAGAGAGUCAAAUGCUAGACAAGGCAUUUUAUGAAGAGGAGGUGAAAAGGCUUUGCUUAGCUUUUGAGCAGCAGUUUCAUUAUGGCGUUUUCUUUGCAUACAUGAGGCUGAGGGAGCAGGAGAUCAGGAACCUGAUGUGGAUAUCGGAAUGUGUGGCUCAGAAUCAGAAGUCCAGAGUUCAUGACAGUGUGGUUUUCAUAUUUUAGUUUCUCUUCAACUCUGUUGCUCCCACCUCCUUACCAACAGAUUGAUCCUUAAGGCUGAAAUGUGUUUUUAUUUUUUUUUAUUUUCAUAUAAUAAUAUAGUUAUUUUAAAUUUCCAAAAGAAUUAUUAUUUGACAUGUUAUCAUAAUUUUGAUAAUCUGUAAUGUUAUUUACUUGGUAGGAUAAGUGUUAUUUCCAGAUUUUGUGGGACCUAGCCACUUUCAAAUAAUUGUUAAACUUUUUGUUGUA
Mangifera indica (mango) is the source of this 1443-nucleotide messenger RNA. Its product is annotated as V-type proton ATPase subunit d2-like. The record is from RefSeq and is a predicted model, not a curated record. Gene Ontology annotation, biological process: vacuolar transport; proton transmembrane transport; vacuolar acidification. Bases 142 to 1197 code for a protein of 351 amino acids. The transcript has 10 exons. Gene Ontology annotation, molecular function: proton-transporting ATPase activity, rotational mechanism. NCBI's taxonomy places the organism in Eukaryota, Viridiplantae, Streptophyta, Magnoliopsida, Sapindales, Anacardiaceae. Gene Ontology annotation, cellular component: proton-transporting V-type ATPase, V0 domain; vacuolar proton-transporting V-type ATPase complex.